CUUAUUUUUACCUUUUCAAAUGUAUAAAUUACACACUUCGUUGUAUACAUAAGAAGCAAAGGUGGCGGCUCAAUCUGGUCACACACCGACAAGAGGAGGAGGAGGAGGAGGAGGAAAUGGGCAAAGGAAGCAGCUCAUCGUCGGCUUCUUCAUCCACAGCUUCGUCUCUGUCCCGCCGUCUCAAGAAACGCCUCACCACCGAUCUCAACCUCGCACUCGGAUUCUCGCCAGAUUCUCACCAAGAUCACAACCACCCUUUUUCUCCAAAGGAGGCUAUCGAAGAAGGAGAUGAAUGCGACAAUGUGGCUACCUUCUAUGUGAAGGUUUACAUGGAGGGCAUUCCCAUCGGUCGGAAACUGGACCUGUUGGCUCAUGAUGGGUACUGUGACUUGAUCAGAACUCUCGACUGCAUGUUCGACACCAACAUCAUGUGGUCAGAAGAGGAAGGAGCUCAAUGUGGAGGGUGCCAUGUGUUGUUGUAUGAAGACAAGGAAGGGGACUGGUUGAUGGUUGGGGAUGUUCCUUGGGAGAUGUUCCUGUCAAGUGUGAAGAGACUGAAGAUCACAAGGAUAGAGUGAUUUUGCACGAGGGUUGCUGUCCUGUUCAUCCACCAGAAGACAAAUUUUGCACCCUCUCUCUCUCUCUCUCUCUCUGCCACUCAGCAUCUCCUUUUUGCAAAGCAAUGUGAAGAUGAGUAGUCCAUGGAUGUGCCUUUCUUUUUUGGGCCCAAAAUCACACACACAUGUGCUUAAAAGCCCGAUCAUAGUUCUGUGUAUAUAACUCACACCGAAUGAUAUCACGACAGUCAACAAGAGUUUCUUCUCAUCUUUUCCUUGUAUGAGUUGCUCAAUGGUUGAAUCACUGUGCAUGCCCAAAUUUCACUUCUUUUCUGAACAAACUACUGCAAAUUAC
Molecule: messenger RNA, 912 nt
Organism: Rhodamnia argentea
Lineage: Eukaryota; Viridiplantae; Streptophyta; Magnoliopsida; Myrtales; Myrtaceae
Product: auxin-responsive protein IAA30
Exons: 4
Coding region: 117-578 (153 amino acids)
Biological process (GO): regulation of DNA-templated transcription
Cellular component (GO): nucleus
Molecular function (GO): protein binding
Source: RefSeq, a predicted model, not a curated record